Molecule: messenger RNA, 1114 nt
Organism: Lolium perenne
Lineage: Eukaryota; Viridiplantae; Streptophyta; Magnoliopsida; Poales; Poaceae
Molecular function (GO): S-adenosylmethionine-dependent methyltransferase activity
Source: RefSeq, a predicted model, not a curated record
CUCGCACGUAAUCCAAUCCCGCAACAAACAAACAAAACCAACGCGCGCGGCCACCGCCAUGCCACAUUAACACGCGCCGCGCGACGCCAUCACGCGUCCGUCGUCCUCCCGCCGCCGCCAUGCCCGCCGAUGCGAAGCCCCGAGCGCUCCUCCCCGUCCGCCCCAUCCUCCUCCUCUCCGUCUCCGUCCUCUCCCUCCUCCUCAUCUACGCCUACUCCUCCUUCUCGCCGCCUCCCCCAUCCUCCGCCGCCGCCACGCUCGCCCUGGCCGCGGCCGUCCCGCUCCUCCCACCCUCCCCGCCCAACCCGCACAUCCGCAUGCGCGGCGGCGCCGCCUUCCGCUCCUACGACGACUACCUGCGCCACCAGCUCAACAAGACGCUCGACCCGCGCCUCCGCCGCGUCUGGGCCACCCGCGACUGGCGCCGCAAGGUGGACGCCUUCGCGCGCCUCUUCGAGGCCCUCCGCGCCGACGGCCUCCUCUCCGACGCCUCCCGCGCGCUCUGCGUCGGCGCGCGCCUCGGCCAGGAGGUCGCCGCGCUGCGCCUCGUCGGCGUGCGCCGCGCCGUCGGCAUCGACCUCGCCCCGGCGCCGCCGCUCGUCGUCCGCGGCGACUUCCACGCGCAGCCCUUCCCCGACGACGCCUUCGACUUCGAGUUCUCCAACGUCUUCGACCACGCGCUCUACCCGGACCGCUUCGCCGCCGAGAUCGAGCGCACCCUGCGCCCCGGCGGCGUCGCCGUGCUCCACGUCGCGGUGCACCGCCGCGGGGACAAGUACUCCGCCAACGACCUGCUCGACGUCCACGGCCUGCUCGGCCUCUUCCGACGGUCAGAGGUCGUCAGGGUAUCCAAGGUCGACGCCUUCGGCCUCGACACCGAGGUCAUCCUCCGCAAGAAGGGGUCGCCCUAGCCACACCGCCAUGCAAUCCAAUCCCAAUUUGCAAAGAAGCAGAAAAUUUGUGUGUACACCGAUUUUCUGUGGGCCGAUCGAAUUGCUAUUGUAGGUAGGCAGCUGAUUCUUUGAUGGGCAUGCAUUGCGUCGAUCCAUUGUUCUUGAUCUUUGUACGUAUCUAGGAAUUACUAUUUACCAGUACAGAACAGGUGAUCCGAGAA